Molecule: messenger RNA, 1593 nt
Organism: Colletotrichum chrysophilum
Lineage: Eukaryota; Fungi; Ascomycota; Sordariomycetes; Glomerellales; Glomerellaceae
Exons: 2
Coding region: 1-1593 (530 amino acids)
Source: RefSeq, a predicted model, not a curated record
AUGCCGGCUGCCGAAAUGACGGAAGCCCAAGUCUGCGAACUGCCGCAAGAUGACUCAGAUGAGGUCAGUGAGCCGGAUAUGCCAUCAAAAAGCCAGGACGAGGCCCCGGGAGAUACUCAGGAAGAGAGAUCAAGUUCAAAGGGGAAAUCUCCCAAGGUUGUCUCGAAGCCCACGGACGAUCCUGAUUCAGACGCAGACUACGCUGCUCGUAAAGAGAAAACCGAUGUAAGACAGACAUACUUCGGGACUUCAAAAGCUGGGCGAGAGCAAGAAAGAAACUUCCGCGCCUCUCAAGAGACCUGCUCAGGGCCGAAGUCCUUUGGUGGCUCUCAAGGCUCCAAUUCUCAACCGCGAGGCAGCAAGAGAAGUUCUCCAGAUACCGCCUCUCCAGGUCCGGAGUCUAAGAGAGGCCGGACUGGGAGAGUUGACAACGGUAAAGAUACUGCCAAGCUUCUUAAACUCAGUCAAACUUCAAGCCAACGCAAGGGAUACGGAAAGAAAGACAAGGAGAAGGCGAGAAUUGAAGAGAAGAGGAAGGAGAGGGAGAGGGAGAAGGAGGAGGCCAAGAAAGCUUGCCAACCAGCGCCGGAGGUAAAGAUGCCCUCAUUCAAGUCAUAUGACGAUGAUCCGUUUGAGAAGUUCGACGUCAAGAAAUCACCGAAAAGCCUCGUUAAUCCCGGGGCAUCGUUUCUUUCGUCGCCGCCUGGCAGUCCUCGGAAAAAGUUCGUGGCGCAUUCGUCCCUGAGCCCCAUCAGCUUGCCUCAGCGUAAGAUCAAGGCCGAGUUCAAGGAUCCUCCUGCUUCAUUGCCUGACCCGCUGCUGAGUUCUGGCACAGCACCGGCACGCCUGCGUGACUUGGUACCAAGUCUCGAGACUGCUCCGAAGAUGCUCAAAGAUCCGUUCGCAGAACUGCCAGACUCUGAUCUUGAUGACGAUGAGGAUGAGAGCCCAUCUUAUUCACAGCCUUUAGAGACAGUGACACGCUGCCCCAUGUGCGGUGAUCCUGUCGACAAGGACUUUCUGGAUGCCUUUUCAAACGGCACCCGCCUGCGUAUCCACAGGCAGCUUCAGUUCUGCCGGCAACACAAAAAGAAGUCGGCCGAAGAUGCCUGGAAAACACGCGGCUACCCGGAUAUUGAUUGGGUGGAGCUCGGCUGCCGCCUCUCAGACCACUACGACUUCCUGGAGGAAAUCAUUAAGGGGGGGCGGUCUCACUAUGGGGACCGUUUGAUUGACACGGUCAAAGAAGGCAAGAACCGCACGCUGUUGAAAGCCGAAGGCAGCUUGACACCCGGAUACUACGGCCCACGUGGCCUUCGAGCGUUGUCGGAAGACAUCAUUGCACGUUUCUCAUCCAUUCUCAGAGAGCGGGCCAUCGAUGACCGACUUAUAUCUUCACGCGGAUAUUCUAGUUAUGUGGAAGCAGUCUUGGUCCCUGAGUUGGCCGUCAAAUUAAUAUGUGAGGAUAUGCAUGUGGAGCCCACGGAAGCAAGAAAGAUACUCGAGGACAGCAAGGAUAUUGGCGACAUGAUAAAUGAGGAUGUCGAGGACACGGUCGACCAAGUUAGCGACGAUGAAAGGGAUACGUAUUGA